CCCAGACACAGGGGGACAUCUGCUCGGGCUGACGCACAACGUGUCCCAACUACGUAUUUUUUUGUUUUGUUGUUGUUGCCUGUUUGAGAUUCCUUCUUGGAUGGCCUGUAACAAAGAUUGUAUCUGUACUGGGUUGAGUCUAUCAAAUAAACAAGAACAACGUGGGGCUAAGUGAGAAAACAGCGUAUAAAUACGCAUGUAUAUAUUUUUUACGGCUCAUACUAGUGCACCCACUUCGCAAACACACCACUGCAGCAAGCAAGCGAAACUCAGGUGGUGGGGCAAUGUUUACACUGACAUCCUCCUGACCAGUCCAACAGUUACCCAGGCCCCCCUCCCAUUCCCCACCUCUACCCCCUUCCACAACCUUUCCACCCUUCACUAUGAAUGAGGCCAGCGUAGUCAGGGAAGGAUGGCUCCACAAGAGAGGUGAGUACAUCAAGACUUGGAGGCCGCGCUACUUCAUCCUGAAGAGUGACGGCUCCUUCAUCGGCUACAAAGAGAAGCCUGAGCUGUCCGACCAGAGCUUGCCCCCUCUCAACAAUUUCUCAGUGGGAGAAUGCCAGCUGAUGAAAACGGAGCGGCCCAAGCCGAACACCUUCGUUAUCCGCUGCCUGCAGUGGACCACUGUCAUCGAGAGGACCUUCCACGUAGAAAGCAAUGCUGAGAGAGAGGGGUGGAUGCGUGCCAUCCAGGCAGUGGCCAAUGGGUUGAAGGUACGAGAGGAGGAGGAGCCCAUGGAUCUGUUUGGUUCUCCCAGCGACAGCGGCAGCAUUGAGGAGAUGGAGGUGGCCAUGUCCAAGACCAACUCUAAAGUGACGAUGAGUGACUUUGACUACCUGAAGCUGCUGGGGAAGGGCACGUUUGGCAAGGUGAUCCUGGUCAAGGAGAAAGCCACGGGGAUGCACUACGCCAUGAAGAUCCUGCGCAAGGAGGUCAUCAUCGCUAAGGACGAGGUAGCGCACACGGUUACGGAGAGCAGAGUGUUACAGAACACCCGGCAUCCCUUCCUCACGACACUGAAAUACGCUUUCCAGACUCAUGACCGAUUAUGUUUUGUGAUGGAAUACGCCAACGGAGGAGAGCUCUUCUUCCACCUGUCUCGGGAUCGUGUGUUCACGGAAGACCGGGCCCGUUUCUAUGGCGCUGAGAUCGUAUCUGCGUUGGAGUACCUCCACUCUCGUGACGUGGUAUACAGGGACCUGAAGCUGGAGAAUCUAAUGCUGGACAAUGAUGGACAUGUUAAAAUCACAGACUUUGGGCUGUGUAAGGAGGGCAUCACGGACGGUGCCACCAUGAAGACCUUCUGCGGCACCCCGGAGUACCUGGCGCCGGAGGUGCUGGAGGACAAUGACUACGGCCGGGCGGUGGACUGGUGGGGCCUGGGCGUAGUCAUGUACGAGAUGAUGUGCGGUCGGCUGCCCUUCUACAACCAAGACCACGAGCGGCUUUUUGAGCUCAUCCUCAUGGAGGAGAUCCGAUUCCCCAAGAACCUGGCCCCAGAGGGCAGGGCCCUGCUCAGCGGCCUGCUCAAAAAGGAUCCCAAGCAAAGGUUAGGGGGAGGACCGGAUGAUGCCAAAGAAGUGAUGUCCCACAAGUUCUUCACCUCCAUCAACUGGCAGGACGUGGUAGAUAGAAAGCUGACUCCGCCCUUCAAGCCUCAGGUGACAUCAGAGACUGAUACACGUUACUUCGACGACGAGUUCACGGCACAGACCAUCACCGUCACGCCUCCAGACAAGUAUACCAACCUGGACUGUGGCAUCCCCAACCAGCCAGCACACUUCCCCCAGUUCUCUUACUCUGCCAGCAUACGAGAGUGACCCCGUCUUUACCAUACACACUGAAGAUAUGCAUAGCGCAUCAGUUCACACUCUCAUCCACACACACACACACUUUCUUGUAAAAAAAAAGACUGCAAGCUUGAGACUCCACACAGGCCAAUGGAUCUCUGGUCACAGCGGGGAUUUAAGUGCCUAGUCUUGCAGCCAUCUUGUCUGCUCAAACCCCGCCUACACUACAGUCACGCACAACAGCAGCCUGUGAACUGCACAGGACCUCAUUCAAUACCUCACGUCGUCAACAUCAGCAGCAGUAGCAUAUCAUCCAGGACACUACUGCUCCUCACUGGAAGGUCUAGUACAGGGCUGCCCAUCCCUCUUCCUGGAGAUCUACCGUCCUGUGGGUUUUCAGUUCAACCCUCUUCCUGGAGAUCUACAGUCCUGUGGGUUUUCAGUUCAACCCUCUUCCUGGAGAUCUACCGUCCUGUGGGUUUUCAGUUCAACCCUCUUCCUGGAGAUCUACCGUCCUGUGGGUUUUCAGUUCAACCCUCUUCCUGGAGAUCUACCGUCCUGUGGGUUUUCAGUUCAACCCUCUUCCUGGAGGUCUACCGUCCUGUGGGUUUUCAGUUCAACCCUAAUUUAACACACCUGAUUCUACUAAUUAGCUGCUCAACAAGACCUUAACUAGCUGAAUCAGAACGGCUAAAUUAGGGUUGGACUGAACCUGCAGGACAGUAGAUCUCCAGGAAGAGGGUUGGGCAGCCCUGGUCUAGUACCUAUAGGUGAUCCUAUAGGACACUACUGCUCCUCACAGGGAGGACUAGGACCUAUAGGUGGUCCUAUAGGACACUACUGCUCCUCACAGGGAGGACUAGGACCUAUAGGUGGUCCUAUAGGACACUACUGCUCCUCACAGGGAGGACUAGGACCUAUAGGUGGUCCUAUAGGACACUACUGCUCCUCACAGGGAGGACUAGGACCUAUAUGUGAUCCUAUAGGACACUACUGCUCCUCACAGGGAGGACUAGGACCUAUAGGUGGUCCUAUAGGACAGUACUGCUCCUCACAGGGAGGACUAGGACCUAUAGGUGGUCCUAUAGGACACUACUGCUCCUCACAGGGAGAACUAGGACCUAUAGGUGGUCCUAUAGGACACGACUGCUCCUCACAGGGAGGACUAGGACCUAUAGGUGGUCCUAUAGGACACGACUGCUCCUCACAGGGAGGACUAGGACCUAUAGGUGGUUCCUAUAGGACACUACUGCUCCUCACAGGGAGGACUAGGACCUAUAGGUGGUCCUAUAGGACACUACUGCUCCUCACAGGGAGGACUAGGACCUAUAGGUGGUCCUAUAGGACACGACUGCUCCUCACAGGGAGGACUAGGACCUAUAGGUGGUCCUAUAGGACACGACUGCUCCUCACAGGGAGGACUAGGACCUAUACGUGGUCCUAUAGGACACUACUGCUCCUCACGGGGAGGACUAGGACCUAUAGGUGGUCCUAUAGGACACUACUGCUCCUCACAGGGAGGACUAGGACCUAUAGGUGGUCCUAUAGGACACUACUGCUCCUCUGAUUUGGAUGGAAUUGAGACACUGAUCUCUUACACUCAGUUUUCUUUCUUGUUCUCGCUCUCUCAUUUUCGUUCUGUGUCUGUCGCUCCCUCUUUUCCCCUCUCUGUACCCCCUCAUCCUUCUCACGCUAACCCACUCACUCACACUGCUGGGUAGAAGAAAAAAAACACUGAAGUGAUUCUUGUUUUCACAAAUGAGAAAGAAAAGUUUUCUCUCAAUCUCUCAUUGUUACAGUUUAUAAGGAGUCAUAUUUCUGUGAUUUAUCCAAGUGCUCUUUUCUGUAACUAGCUGUUACCAAUAGUGUUGAAGUGGUCCUACUGGAGGGGGGCAGGGCGGUCGUGGUAAACUAUGAAGCUGUUUCUCUGUCAAUGUGUUUGUGUGCUUGGAGAAAAGGUGGGACAACCAAAACUGAAUGUCAGCAUUUUGUGUGUGUAUGUGUGCGUAUGUCAGUGAAGUUGUGUGAGCGCUCAAAUGUAAGCGAGCUUGACGUGCAUUGGUAUCAGUAGAAUAAUUGGCGACAUCACACAACAGAGUUUUUCCGACUCGGAGCUCAAAAACUUACUCUGGAUUUCCAAAAAGCGAUGCAGGAGGGAGUACUACUUUAACUGUAAUUCAGUGAAAUGAACUAGUAUUGCGCUUUUUUUUUUGACUGGGAUCGUUGUGAACAGAACUCAAAGUUGCUACAGAGAAAAUGUAUGAAUGAAUCACUGUACAAGGUGUGUAGGUACGGAUUUUUAAACCCUGUUUUUAAUUCAGGACUUGUCUCAACACAUCUGGUCUUUGAUCGAGACGCACCAGGCAUGUGAUUUACAACGGUCGACUAGCACUUAGUUACUUAAGCAGACCUCUUUUUACUCCAAUUAUGAGAUUUGUAUGUUUUAUUCUUGUUAUUUUGUUGCUUCGUUUCCUCUUUCAAAUGUCAUAAACGUCUGCUGUACUAUCAAAAAUGGCCGCACAGGUGGUGUAGAGUGGAUCAGUGACGGGGCUCCGUUCUGGCCACAACAUCAGGUGGUGUAGAGUGGAUCAGUGACGGGGCUCCGUUCUGGCCACAACAUCAGGUGGUGUAGAGUGGAUCAGUGACGGGGCUCCGUUCUGGCCACAACAUCAGGUGGUGUAGAGUGGAUCAGUGAUGGGGCUCCGUUCUGGCCACAACAUCAGGUGGUGUAGAGUGGAUCAGUGAUGGGGCUCCGUUCUGGCCACAACAUCAGGUGGUGUAGAGUGGAUCAGUGAUGGGGCUCCGUUCUGGCCACAACAUCAGGUGGUGUUGAGUGGAUCAGUGACGGGGCUCCGUUCUGGCCACAACAUCAGGUGGUGUAGAGUGGAUCAGUGAUGGGGCUCCGUUCUGGCCACAACAUCAGGUGGUGUAGAGUGGAUCAGUGACGGGGCUCCGUUCUGGCCACAACAUCAGGUGGUGUAGAGUGGAUCAGUGAUGGGGCUCCGUUCUGGCCACAACAUCAGGUGGUGUAGAGUGGAUCAGUGACGGGGCUCCGUUCUGGCCACAACAUCAGGUGGUGUAGAGUGGAUCAGUGACGGGGCUCCGUUCUGGCCACAACAUCAGGUGGUGUAGAGUGGAUCAGUGACUUCGUUCUGGCCACAAAAUCAGGUGGUGUAGAGUGGAUCAGUGACGGGCUCCGUUCUGGCCACAACAUCAGGUGGUGUUGAGUGGAUCAGUGACGGGGCUCCGUUCUGGCCACAACAUCAGGUGUGUGUUGAAUGUAGUGAUCACGCCUGCUCCUCUUCGUAUUCUGUCUGACUGCUGACAGUCACUGGUCAACGAGAUCCAGGUUUUUCUCUGUCCUGAUAGUCAUGUGAGCCUUGUGUCCAUUGUGUGGCGUUUGGAAAUUGUUUCUGAGACUAACUAUUAUUGUUUUUUUGUUUUUGUCUAGUUCUGUUGUUUUCCACCUCACUGUUUCCCUGACCCCUUUUGAAGACAUUGCUACUCAUUUAACAUUCAUAAAUGUAUAAUUCAAUGAAAUAUUUCAAUUUAAA
Molecule: messenger RNA, 5347 nt
Organism: Oncorhynchus kisutch (coho salmon)
Lineage: Eukaryota; Metazoa; Chordata; Actinopteri; Salmoniformes; Salmonidae
Product: RAC-beta serine/threonine-protein kinase
Exons: 14
Coding region: 384-1823 (479 amino acids)
Biological process (GO): protein phosphorylation
Molecular function (GO): ATP binding; protein serine/threonine kinase activity
Source: RefSeq, a predicted model, not a curated record